Molecule: messenger RNA, 2347 nt
Organism: Acanthaster planci (crown-of-thorns starfish)
Lineage: Eukaryota; Metazoa; Echinodermata; Asteroidea; Valvatida; Acanthasteridae
Cellular component (GO): trans-Golgi network
Source: RefSeq, a predicted model, not a curated record
AGUACAAAUGUUGGAAAGUCAGUUCACUGAGAAAUGGAUUUUGAAGUGUGGCUGUGCUCAUCCCAGCUCAGAAAAAAGGCUACCCUGCCCGAAACUGACGACACCCAGUGCCCCCUCCGUCCAGGAAAUGAGCCCACUGUGUGGCACGUGCCAGGGAGCCUCCUCGAUCGAUGAUAUAGGCCACACUCUGGCAAAGCUCACCGUGACACCUGGAACAGUAGCACCACGCAGCAUGACACCUCACACUGUCCUACCACCCGAAAAGUCACCCGGCACUGUCGUACCGCCUGUGAAGACGGAUGCAACAGCACCUACAGUCAACCCAACGGCCGGAUUGUUGUGUGGCGACUACGAAACCGCCGAUUAUGACUUGAGACAAUUAACCGGAGAACAAUACUGGAAUCUAAAUGUUCCCGGAGGGUGUUUCGAUUAUUACGAUCAGCCCAACGUUAUGUGUCAAUUCCACUUUGCAUUCUGCAAGCAAAUUCCUCCGGGUAUCGUAGGAGCAAAGACAGGCAUUGGCGCAGCGCAAGUCACAAACAUCGCUGGGAGUGGGCCCAUCAUCUUGGGUGGGUUGAGCCAAAUCGAGCAGAACGAGGAUGACAAGGGAACUCAACUUCUGAUACGAUUCCGUCAUGGCGAAAAUAAGAAAUGUGGCGGUGAAGAUAAAAAUCUGCAAGUUGAAAUGCAUCUCCAUUGUGACCCAAACACUCACUGGCUGUCAGCUCACAAUGGGUCAGCGCCAAACAUGCCGUCCACCACCAUAGUGUCUUUAGAUAAGCAGCUUUGCAAGUAUACAGUAACAACCAUGUAUGACGGUGCGUGUUUCACCUACCAAGGUCUAAGUGCUGGUACCAUCGUCAUCAUUAUCUUUUUCAGCUUAGUGUGCGUGUACCUGAUCGGAGGUGCCAUCUUUAACAAGAUGGGCGGAGCUAAAGGCCUGGAAAUUAUUCCCAACUACGACAUGUGGAGAAUGUUCCCUUCUGAUGUCAUGGGUGGUGUUGUUUUUGUGUGGGGCAUCAUCACCUGUCGCGGGAUGGGGUCGAAAGCUAAGGCAUAUGACGAUUUGUGAAGACGUGCAUGGUGUACUACCUUGGAUGUGAAAUCGAGACUCUUAUUCUCUUCGUCGUUGUAAUGAAACAUUUUGAGUAUUCUUGUCGAGUCCGGUAUUACUAAAUCAAAAUUGCAAGUCUUACCAUCUCGGUUCAGAAAACAAACUUUUCUGAAACAAUCAGUAUUUGAAGUUGGGAUGCUGGGGGGGGGUCAACCCUGGCUGCUAAUAUGCGUGUAUGUAAAAUGGUACCAGUUAAAAAAAGAGGACUCAUUCACACACUCUCCCCCGGUAUCACGCCCUCUUUCCUGAAAUCUGGGCCCGCCCCUAGCUGUUAUACUGAUGUCCAGGCUACUGAGUGCAGUGAUGGACGAGUCUUUAAACUUUUUUUGUAAACAAGAUUGAAGGUAUCUAAUCACGAAAAAGAUGUACAUGGAAAGAGAAAACUGUGAAAUGAGGGAAGUUAUGAGUACCAAAAUCUGAUUAAGAUUUAUUUUAUACGUUCCUUAUUCAAUUUUUUUGGGUCAAUGGAUUUGCUUCGGAGCAACCUUGACCAUGGACCAUGUAUGCCACCUAAAUAGGGAUGGCUAUGGUGACCCUCGAGGGACAUGACACAUUGCAAAAUAAUCUCUUUACAAAUAUUUGCGACAUUAUUUUCGAUGUUACAAAUAUUUGCAAAGAUAUUUGGGAUUGCUGUUCUGGGCUACCAUGCCACACAAGGCUCCUGGCGUUUUAGGAAGUAAAGAACGCGUUAUAAACUUGGGGAAAAAAUGAGUCAAAAGGAGUACGUACCUUUGUGUAACCAUAAAUUUGGUAAAAGCAUGUGAUGAAUUGUGCUUACCUUUUAGUUAAAUACUAAUUAUACAGUUAAAAUGUUUCAUUAUAUGUAUUCAGUUUUGAUAAUAUUUGAGCAGUUUGGCGAUGCAAUCAUAUACCAAUGUCUUCUUUUGUAUCGUGCCUUUUACCCAAGAAAUUCGCCCCCCCCAUAAGGAGGUCAAUUUAAUACGAAAAUAAUAAGUGAUUAUCUAUGAAUUUGCUGCAGUACUGAGCUUUACACUUUAUAGUCUUGCUUUUUAUCAACAGCACUAUCGAAAGGAGCCGACUUUAUGCAUGUAUAUAAAAACCUUGAUUAAAACUUAAACUCUUUUUGUGCAACUUUUUACAAAAUAAACGAUAUGAUUUGUCAAUUUAGAACGCUAUACGUGUACUUUCAAGGAGGAAGACAAUCAUUUUGAUGUAUUGAUUUUGUAUUUCUAUGAUUUUUAACGUGACAAGAUAAUAAAAUUAAAAAACAAA